Molecule: messenger RNA, 1047 nt
Organism: Aplosporella prunicola CBS 121167
Lineage: Eukaryota; Fungi; Ascomycota; Dothideomycetes; Botryosphaeriales; Aplosporellaceae
Exons: 3
Coding region: 1-1047 (348 amino acids)
Biological process (GO): metal ion transport; vacuolar transport; positive regulation of protein ubiquitination
Cellular component (GO): endoplasmic reticulum; Golgi apparatus; perinuclear region of cytoplasm
Source: RefSeq, a predicted model, not a curated record
AUGCCUCAGCAACGCUACGAGCGGGUAUCGGCACACGACGAGGACUCGUCUCUCUCCAACGAUACCCUCCAGCCCGCCAACGCCAUCCCCUCCUCACCACCCCCGUCCUUCCGCUCUCGCACUUCCUCACCUUCCGCGCGCCACCUGCUGGCCGAGCAUGAGCCGCUCGCCACCGAAGCCGAGCGCGAGCUCGAAGACACCUUUGGCGGCUCCGACGAUGAGUCCGACGACGAGAACCAAGGCAUGGACGACCGCCAGCGCCUGAUGCGGGGGCACCCGGAUUCCAACCUCCCCCAGACUACCGACUCCAGCUCGCGCCAGGUCGAUGCUAGGCCUCCGCCCAUCGUAAGGAGGGUCACGCAGCUGCCGGCCUUUGCGCCAAGGGGCGUUGUCGGCGGUGGAUCGGGAAAUGACGGCGUCUUUGCGAACUUGAGCGCGAAGCCGACCAGGGAAGAAGAGGCUGAGGAGAAGCCUCCUACCUACGAGCAAGCUGCCGCAGACGCCACUCCGCCCUACUGGGAGACGACCAUCCUUGCGCCCGGCCUCCAUACCGACGAAGUAUUUGUUGACGGCCUACCGGUCGGCACCGUCUUCUCGUUUGUGUGGAAUGCAAUCAUUUCCAUGGCAUUCCAGCUCGUCGGCUUCCUCCUCACCUACCUGCUCCACACGACGCACGCCGCGAAGAAUGGCGCGCGUGCCGGCCUUGGCAUCACGCUUGUUCAGUACGGAUUCACGAUGAAGGGUGCGAUCAGCAACGACGUGGUGGGAGGAACGCCCGAUUCGGGCUUCGGCGACGCACCCAGCGACCCCAACAACGUCGAUUUCGACCCAGACGAUGUGAGCGGAAGCGCUGGCAGCUCCGGCAGCAUCAGCACAAACGAGUGGCUGGCGUACAUAAUGAUGAUUGUGGGGUGGUUCAUUCUGAUCCGGUCGAUUUCGGACUUUUUGCGCGCGCGGCGGCACGAGCAACUGGUGUUGCAGAGCUCGAACCGCGGCCUCAACGUGGCCGUAGUGGCCGAGGGCGAGGCGCCUACGAGCUCGGUGUAA